Notothenia coriiceps (black rockcod) is the source of this 726-nucleotide messenger RNA. RefSeq names its product rho guanine nucleotide exchange factor 1-like. Gene Ontology annotation, biological process: intracellular signal transduction; G protein-coupled receptor signaling pathway. The transcript has 7 exons. The record is from RefSeq and is a predicted model, not a curated record. NCBI's taxonomy places the organism in Eukaryota, Metazoa, Chordata, Actinopteri, Perciformes, Nototheniidae. The annotation marks the transcript as partial. Gene Ontology annotation, molecular function: guanyl-nucleotide exchange factor activity; G protein-coupled receptor binding. Gene Ontology annotation, cellular component: cytoplasm.
AGUUGUUUGCAACUGAGCACGCCCAUGUGCGGAUGCUGAGUGUCCUCCAGAUGAUCUUCUACAGGCCUUUGGCGAGAGAGGAGCUCCUGACCUACACCGAUCUCUCCGCCAUCUUCCCCAAUCUGGAUGAGAUCAUUGAAAUGCACUAUAACUUCCUGGAGAGCCUGACCAAACUGCGAUGUCAGGAAGAUCACUUCAUAGUGAAACACAUCAGCACCACAGUGCUCAACAGAUUCGGAGGUACGGAGGGGGAAUGGUUCCAGAAAUUGACAGCCCGCUUCUGCAGUCACCAGUCGUGGGCCUUGGACCAGAUCAAGAGCAGACAGAAGAAAGAGCCACGCUUCAACUCCUUCAUACUGGAGGCAGAGAGUAAGCCCCAGUGCCGCAGGCUGCAGCUGAAGGACAUCAUUCCCAUAGAGAUGCAGAGACUGACCAAAUACCCGCUGCUGCUGGAGAAUAUUGCCAAGAACACAGAGGACCUGACAGAGAAGGAGAGGAUCCAGCAGAGCGCAGAGUGCUGCAGAAAGAUCCUCAACCAUGUCAACGACGAGGUCAAAGAGAUGGAGAACCUAUUGAAUUUGAAGGACUACCAGCGCAGACUGGACACAUCGGGGCUCAAACCCAGUAAUGAGCUGUACACAGAAUAUAAGAACAUCGACCUGACUCAGAAGAAGAUGCUUUAUGAAGGCCUGGUGACCUGGAAAGUCACAAAGGAGAAGGCAAUUG